Messenger RNA from Colletotrichum tamarilloi, 1367 nucleotides. Its product is annotated as FluG domain-containing protein. The transcript is spliced from 3 exons. The annotation marks the transcript as partial. The record is from RefSeq and is a predicted model, not a curated record. NCBI's taxonomy places the organism in Eukaryota, Fungi, Ascomycota, Sordariomycetes, Glomerellales, Glomerellaceae.
AUGAUGAUUGUUCGCCAUCCAGUGACGGGACGAGCCGUACCGGCAAUGGCUGUUAAGUUCAUCCACCACAAAGGAGCUGACAACAAGCCAAGACCGACUGUCUUCUUCUUUACGCCUGCAAGAAGGUUCAUCUUCUGUGCCGUCAGCACCAUCAUCGCUCUAGCGCUCCACGACCAGGCUUUCGACGCAGCAAGCCUGACAGAUGCAACCCAGGUACUAAGAGCAGAGGUCAGGGGUCCAGUCCAGUCUACGGCUUUACGGUGGAAGCAGUCAAUGCUCAAGGUUCCGAUCUUUCGAAAGUUCAGCGGCAGUGCGUUGGCCGUCGACGAGGCCAUGAGCUAUUCCAAAUUACGAGACGACAUGGGCCGACAGAGCCUUGAUGCAGGUUUCGAGAAGGCCUGGACGCCACGGUUCGCCCGAAGAGGGGCGGCAAAUGCAGCAAAUGGGAAUGCGUCUGAUGCCGUGCGCGACCAGAUGAUGCGCCACGAUCCCAAGUUCGCCACGUUUCAAGGCGCAUACCUUAACGAGAACGUCCAGUUCGACCUCCAGAAUACCUUCCUAGAAGAGGAAACCGAGGAGCAGAUGUAUAAGGUGUUUGCGCAUGUCAGCCUCACGCGCGAUCCCCGGGCAACAAGAGACAUGGUCCCCAAGGAGGUCUGGGAGAACUUGCCUCCCGAUCCGGAAAUUCUGGAGCUAGAGCAACGGCGACAGAAGUUGAAGGGUGGUCAAUACCGAGUGCAAGGUGAAGAGAACGAAGCCGAAAUCCGCAGGCUAACCGAGGAGAUACGCACGAAGCGGGAUCAACGCGACAAGAGUGUCGUGAAAGAGUAUCGCGAAUAUCAUUUCUACAACCGCCCAACAUGGGAUAUCGAGAGGCAAGCGAACGGCGAAGAAGACGAGGAGUAUACUGAACCGGACAUCAACCUCCAGAUUCCCGAGCGCACCAGACUGGCCCACAUCCUCUGCCACCAACCAGCCGACUGCUCUCACGACAAACUCAUGGAGCUUUGGAUUGAGGCUAUCGAUCUGAUGGUCACACUUUGUGACAAGAGAGAGACGGUCAGACGAGACCGCAUCCGCACCCAUCCUCAACCCAAGCCAACCAUCGAAGAGACUCCCCAACCCAAGCCCUUCCCACUACUCCUUGAUCCGAAUCAGUGCCCUGAUUGUGUUGGGGAUUGCAGACUUUCACUAGCAGAACGGACGUUCAAGUACUGCCGGCCAGCGGUCAGAAAUGACCACUUUGACGACCAGCAUCUGGUAGAACGAGAGCGUACUGUACAACGUGGCAAUCUCAUUCGGUGCAACCAUCCUCAAUGCCAGGAUGACCCGAAUUUCGCGACACUAGAUGCGUUCAGACGGCAUGU